ACGGCGCAGGGAGGCAACUCAAAGCCCACCGGGAAGAAAGGAGCGUGGCAAGUGUUCCUGGACUUCUUCACGAAGCCGGUGUGCUACAUGAUCUCUUUCUCGGCGCUUGGCAUUCUGCAAGGCUGCUACUACUCCUACCUCAUCGGCAUCAACACGACGCUCGAGCGGCGGUUUGCCUACGGAAGUCGCACGGCGGGCUUUGUCUUCUUCGCGGACAACUUCGGCCCCAUCCUUCUGGGUGUCUUCAUCGGCACGUACAGUCCGAAGAGACACAGACCAAGAUGGGUGGGAGUCGCUGCCGUCCUCAUGGGCACGUCGUGUCUACUCGCCUCGCUCCCCUACUGGCUGUUCGGAAAGGCAGACGAGGCGUUCAGCAUGACCGACCCCGAGGUAGAGUCCGACCUGAACCACUUCUGCCACGACCAGGAAGAGGAGAGGCGCUUCCAAGAGCUCAACUGCCGGCAGUCCCGCAAGUCAGAGACUCUUCCCGCCCUGCUGCUUCUGGUCAGCUGCAACUUUCUCACGGGCAUCGGCACUGCAGUCUACUAUUCAGCCGGCACGGCUUAUCUGGACGAGCUCAUUAAAAGGAAGAAUUCGGCCGUCUAUAUGGCAAUCAUGACCGUCGUCCGAGGUUGUGGACCCUUCCUUGGAUUUAUCAUUUCGGCGCUUAUUCUCGCAAUCUACGAAGACCCAUUUUACAACCCAGGAUUUGCCGACGAAGAUCCACGCUGGAUAGGGGCCUGGUGGCUGGGAUUCGUCAUUCUGGGCUUCCUCCAGCUGAUAUUUGCCGUGCCGCUCUUCUUCUUUCCCAAGCGGUUGGCUGAUGACGAAUCUGACAGGCCGACCGAAGAAGAAAAGGACAUGAGCAUAAGGGAAGCAUUCGAGGCUUCAAAGCGUCUCAUCAAGAACCCGAUAUUCGUCGCACAGAUGUGCGCCCACGUGUUCAAGUGGUUCGGUGUCCUGGGAUUUUGUACAUACGUGCCCAAAUACGUGCAAGAGCAUUUUCAGCAGUCUCCGAGCGCUGCCUCAGUUUUAAGCGGUACAUUUCCAAUAGGAUGCGCCAUGUUUGCCACGCUCGGUGGUGCAUUCUUGAUGAAGACGUUCCGGCCUUCUGCUCGUAUACUUACGGCCAUCAUCUUUGCAACGGAGCUGAUAACAGCGCUGAUAUUCAUCUCGCUCAUGGCUUUCAGCUGCCCUCAGCCGCCAUUGAGAGAAAAGGGCGAACUCAGAUCAAGGUUGGAUCUUGUAAACAGUUGCAACCAGAACUGUUCGUGUGCGACUGAGGUGUUUCAUCCAAUAUGCGAAGGCAAAACAACUUAUUUUUCUCCUUGUUUCGCCGGAUGUUUCACCAAGGGAACAAACGGCACCGCGCAGAGAGGGACUUACGACAACUGUAUGUGCGUCGACGCAUUCGACAAUGACGGAUUGGCCCGAAGAGCAAGGGAUGGAUUCUGUAAGAGCGACUGUCCGUUCCUGGCCUUUUACAUCCUGCUGCUGUGCAUCGCCUAUGGGUUCUCAUUCAGCACAAAGGCUGCUCAGAUAGUCAUUCCGCUCAGGUGCGUCGAUCCGUGUGACAAGGCAUUCGCUCUCGGCUUUGCGGAAGGAGUUCUGGCAUUGUUCUCGUUCCUGCCCUAUCCUCUGGUGUACGGCUCACUGGUGGACUCAACAUGCGUCGUCUGGGAGGAAAGCUGUGGUCAGCGCGGCAACUGCUGGGUUUAUGACCAACGCACGUUUAACUACUCGCUGCACGGAACGACCUUCAUUCUGCUCAUGGUCGGCGUGGGCCUCAACUUCGUCGUGUUCCUCCUCAGCGGUCGGCUCGGGAACCUCUACGGGCGAGAGAAGCGCUUCCUUGCCGACAGACGGCGAGUUCCAGCGCCCGGAGAAGUUGACCCGCAAUCUUCGUCCAGAAGGUCAUCCACGAAGGGAUCCUUCCGGAAGCUGACGAGAAAUGAGAUCUUUCACAUGGUGGCCACCAGUGAUCCCGAUGACGAAGAAUGAUAAAAGAAAGAAGAGUUGAGGGCGCCACAGUGUGGUCGCACUCACAACUCUUGGGAACAGUUCGAGUGCACGUGCUGGGUUCAUACAGCUGUAACAGUAUCCAGUCAUCUUCGCGCAAAAACAGACAAUACUCGUUCUGCGAUUUCGCCCGCCUUCAGGCCUGCCGUAAUCGACAUCGUGCUUCUGCGGCUUGAUUACGGAGACAACGCGGUUUAAGUGGACAUUUAGUAUCAAGCAUUGUGCUCUCUUAACAAAUUCAAACUACCUUUCAGCUCUAAACGUCUGCUGUCUGCAAUGGCGAGCCACUCUGCAAGGAAUUCUUUGCAGUACCUAUUCACCCAAUUACUGAUGAGCAGAAAACAACGUUUGGCAGGAUUGUGGUAUUGUACCUUGAUGAGGCGCUUUGUUUGCGCAUAUACGCUGCAUGCUGUCUUACACCACAAACUGAGAAUAACUGCUACUGAUAAGCAAUCAUGUUUUCUUUACGAUAAAGUAGACAGGAGCGGCUUCUCGAGAUGUACAUUUAUCUUGCAUGUUGAAUGACUAUAAACUAAGUACUUUGGUUGUGAUCCACCGUCAA
Messenger RNA from Rhipicephalus microplus (southern cattle tick), 2581 nucleotides. Its product is annotated as solute carrier organic anion transporter family member 74D. Lineage: Eukaryota; Metazoa; Arthropoda; Arachnida; Ixodida; Ixodidae. Gene Ontology annotation, cellular component: basolateral plasma membrane. Gene Ontology annotation, biological process: transmembrane transport; sodium-independent organic anion transport. The record is from RefSeq and is a predicted model, not a curated record.